AUGACGUACGGGGAUGAUGUAGACCAGCCUUCUCUACAACAUGCCGAAGAGGCCAACGACCAAGAUUUAUCGAUGGGACAGCACGAGUUUUCUUUCGCCGACGAAAUCGAUAUUGAUAUAGGAAAGGGGCUAGACGACAACGGCCAGGCUCGCGACUCCGAUGACUGGCCACAGGACGCGCUUUGUUCAACCCAAUCGAAUAGUACAGUGGUCGAAUCUUCAUUAAAAGAGGUACUUUCGAGUAACUUGAAAGAAACCCACACGGAACCUCGAAAGGACGCUGUACCCGAGGAGUUCCUGGCAAUCACGACGCCCGCAUCUGAUGCCAUGGAACUUUUUGCGGAAAGAGAAGUCAGCUAUACAAGAUACUCAUUCAUCAUUUUGAAUAACCUACGGAAUCUCGGACCAGAAGAUGUAGCGUACUUGGCAUCCCAAGACUGUCUUGUCAUUCCCACAGGGGAGACCCUCGAUCAUUUCUUGGAAAUCUACUUUCUGCAUGUGCACCCUCUCCUCCCAAUGAUCAACGAGGGCAAUUUCUGGAAGUUAUACUGUCAUGGACCAUGCGACGAAACCGACAAGAUCCCGUUGGUACUAUUCCAGGCUAUUCUAUUUGCUGCCAGUAGCUUUGUAUCGGAAGAAAUUGUGAAACACCUGGGAUUUCCUCACACUCGAGCACUAAGGGCAGCUUUCUACAAAAGGGCAAAGCUCUUGUACAACUUUGAAACCGAGUCUUCACUGGUUCCACUGGCGCAAACAGCUCUUCUGUUGUCCUUCUGGGCUCCCAACCCCUUGUGCGGGCAAGGCGGCUUAUCGGAUUGUACUAAAAACUCGACCGAGGCCUGGCUGGUUCUCGCGAUCCACGAUGCCAGAAAUGCAGGCGCCCAUCUCCAAACGAGUACACCUCCUUUGGCUCCCGUGGAAAACUACAGCACAGAGCAAAAACGCCAAAAUGCUCUGCGGAGAUUGUGGUGGUGCUGCCUGAUCCGCGACCGCAUCCUUGCGCUCAACCUGCGGCGUAAUAUCCAGAUCAAGCGGGCGUACUACGAUCCCGACACUCUUUACCAAGACUUGAGCGAUGAGAUUCACCAAUCGCGGGUCUACAAUGCCGACACCAAACGCUGCACGGCCCAGGUCCUCGUACAACUUGCACGUCUGGCAACGACGCUCACGGACGUGAUCCCACUCAUCUACCCAUCAGACGACGAGCCGAGGCGCAAUUUUCAAACAGGCAAGGGAAGUUCCGCGAAGAAGUGCAAGGAGUUGCUUGAUUCCUGGUACAAGUCAGCUUUUUCGGAGCUUUCAGGUCUUGCCGGUGGCGCUGACAACCUCAAUCCCGUGAUAUUGUACACAAAUUUCACAUACAUCUACUAUUACUCGGCCAAAAUCGCAGUUUGCCACCAUGAGGCUUUGCAGCUGGCGCUCUCCAACACCUCAGCGAUACUAGAUUCAAUAGCUUUUGCUACGAUCUGCGACAAUCAACAACAACUUCGGGAAGCCAUUUGCGGAGUCAGCGACUGUCUGGAAAGUCUUAUUCAACUGGGCCUAGUUCGCUGGUUGCCAGUCGUAACACUCGCCUGCCUCGCCCUCCCUCUAAUGUUGCAAAUUCUUGAUGUCAAGAUAUCGUCCAUGAACAGAAACACGGCUGCAGUUAAGCCCUCGAAAACUCAAGCAACCGUAAAGCAGCGACGGCUUACAGUUUUAAUCGAGGCCGUACGUGUAUACCACCCAAGAUACGCUACCGUUGACUACAUCUGCAAGACGAUUCGACAUGUGACGAACCUCGCGAGACUAGACGUCAUGUCGAAUGUGGGUGUUGAUACGGGAAUGGGUCAACCCGUCAUCUCCGACUGGACCGACUUUUUGAUCCUAUCACCGGGCCAUUACUUGCAGCUGUCGAAUGCGCUAGACUUCAGUCUUAAAACUACUUGCUUGGCCCGAGCAGACGAUAUUUCAGCUGACCUGAAACUACUACUGGGCCCGGGCGCAAAGCUUCCCUGGCCUCAGGAGCCUUCAUUGACAUACCAACGACUUUCUCCGCCGAACACAUCUGCCAUCCCUGGCUACUCCUGGGAUACAGAUCCCGAGGAACGGCCAACCUCAGCGAGCGCUUCUUCGAAAUCGCACGUCAUUGAGGAACCGAUCCUGGCCGAGACCUUUCCGGUUCCAACAAGUGCGGCAGAUCAAGAGACGCUUUCGUGGCCGGCACCUGAACGAUCCGUCUGUGAGUUGCCGCCUUCAGCCGCCAUCGAACUUGGUCUGGAUGCGAUGGACUUUGGAGGGUUUCCGGUACUAGACCUGGGCCCAAUGUGA
Clonostachys solani is the source of this 2310-nucleotide messenger RNA. The record is from the annotation of a GenBank genome assembly. Lineage: Eukaryota; Fungi; Ascomycota; Sordariomycetes; Hypocreales; Bionectriaceae.